UACAAUGAUUGAUGUAUUUCUUGUAUUGAUGGACCAGGGACGCCAUCCUUAUGCAUAUCGGGCACCUCGCCCACCCGUGCCCCCCAUGACCACGCCCACUGAUUCGACGCCAGUAUAUACUGCGGCGUGGCCACCCCACCCAGACGGGGCUUAUAGACCAUUGUUGCCGGGUAUGGUGGCCGUGCCCACGUCAGAUCACGGGCAGACCAGCACAGCUGGAGUUGGCAGCUCUCCAUUGUCGGAGCCGCCGACAUUAUCUCAGUUAGGGUUCACCCAACCGGGUAACGCCUAUCGAUGGUGGGUGCAAGAGGGGGUGGGGUCACAGGGUUAUGCGCCGUACUUUCCGUAUACGUAUAGUCGACCUAUGACGUGUAACCCUGAUAGUGAGACGCAGGAUUGUAGAUUUCCACUGUCACAGACCGGGGAGAUGCAGAUGCCGGCUGUGGGGUUGGGACAGAUACCGGCACAGGCGGCGAUGCAGGGCCAGAUUUUGGGGCCGAGACAGAUGCCAGCAUCGGGGGCGAGUCAGGGCCCGGGGCAAGUAGAGAGGCAGAUGCCGUUACCUGGUGAGAGCCAGAUGCCGCUUUCCGGUGAGAGUCAGAUGCCGCUUUCCGGUGAGAGUCAGAUGCCAGAUGUGGGGGGGAGCCAGACUACCCAUGAGGAGGACGUUGCGAUGUUGGGUACCGAUCAGUUGGCCCCCGGUAGCCCCCAGGGUAUGGAUUCAGAUGAUGAUCAGCAUCCUCCACCAGCCGGAGAGGUUGGCGAGGAGGUUGCAGGCGACCCAGCGACGCAGCACAUAGGGACUGGGCAGAUUCGGUUGAUGGGGUACAACCCAGACGGGACCAUUUAUUAUGAGGUGAUUGACGACCCAGCGAGAAACUGGGUGCUCCCGAGGGGGAAGAAGGUUGUAUUGCAGUACAAUGCUGCUAUACAACCUGUAGGACGAGCCUGCAAUCGUUUUCGGCGGGAAGUGGGCAAGAUGAUCAGGAGUGGGUCCUACAUACACAUGCGGGACGAAUGGGCGAGGGUAAAUAGGCAGAUUAAGCAGGCAAUGUGGAACGCACUGAUGGAGGAGUUCUAUCUACCUGUAUCAGUUGACAUGCGCAGGGCACAAUAGGAGGCGUGGAAUGAUAUUGGACGUAAGCACCGCUCGUGGAAGUCGAGGUUCAAAACCCAACUAGGAAUUGGAGACGGUGACACGCCCGAGAGUAUCCGUGCGAGA
Alnus glutinosa is the source of this 1222-nucleotide messenger RNA. RefSeq lists its product as uncharacterized. Bases 5 to 1117 code for a protein of 370 amino acids. NCBI's taxonomy places the organism in Eukaryota, Viridiplantae, Streptophyta, Magnoliopsida, Fagales, Betulaceae. The transcript has 4 exons. The record is from RefSeq and is a predicted model, not a curated record.